AAUCAAAAUAUUUUUAUAAAUAAACAUCGAAUGAUAUUAUUUUGUUAAAUUAAUAUGGUUCAAAAAGUAGUAGUUAGUUUAUAAGUGCUUUGUUGUACCUGCUUAAUUAUUUAAAAAGGUCCUUCAUCAAUUACCAUGAUAGAUAAAGAGAUGGUUUAUAUAAAUCUGAUUGAGUUAUCUCCAAAAGAAAAAGAAGAAGGAUGCCUCGACAUGAUAUGGAAAACAUUCAAGUCAUACGUAAAGCAGUUAAACUUUAUGAAACUAACCGCUGUUUAUGGGACCCAAAACAAAAACAUUAUUUUAAUAAAAUCAGUAGGGAAAUAAUAUGGCGUAGAAUCUCAGCUGAAGUUAAUAUACCUGUUCCUGAAGUCAAGAAAAAAUUAACUUCCCUAUUAGGAUCAUACAGACGCGAAAAAUCACGUGAAAACAAAAGCAAACUUAGAUCAGGAACAGGGAAAGUUUACAAGUCAAAAUGGUUUGCUUAUCCUUGGUUUACCUUCCUUACAAAUAAGAACAUACCAAGCAAUACAGAAGAUUCUAUUUGUGAUGAGACUCCUGAUACUUCUGAAACAAAUGCUGAUCAAAAUAAUGAAGAUUCUUCAUACAUUGAAUUUCAAGAUAUUCAGGAUAGGACUGACACAAAUCCUGAAGAUUAUAAUGAAAGUUCUUCAUUUCAAGAUUCAACUAUUAAGAGUAAAUGCAUGAAGACUUCUAAGUUACAAGAUGUAAAGCUAGAAUCACCUAAAUCUCAAAAUGUAAUGGUUGCCCCGUGGGCAAAAAGCAAGAUUAGGAAAAGACGUUUAAAUGCAACAGUAACAAGUAAAUGUAGCAACAGCAAUGUAGAUCACUUCACAUCAUUUGGCAACCACAUAGCAAACGAGCUGCGCAAGUACGAUGAACACCUUGUACCUCACAUAAAGAAAGCUAUUUUGGAUAUUGUUUUCCAAGCUGAUACUGGUCAGUUUCCUGUUCAACACAGUUACGCGUACACUUCUGGCUAUCACACUUCAUCACCCUCUACAGACCCUAUAGCAUCCCCUCCACAUGUUCAAAGAGAAGAAUCUUCAGAUUCAACAUUGCAACAAAAUAUGGAUUUUGACUUGGAUGAACAAAAAGCAUCAUUGUUGGAGUAAAUGUUACAUUGCAGAUUUUUGGGAUUAAUUAGAUGUUGAAUGUUUGGAUAUACAUUACAUUAUCAAUACAUACUAGAAGAUAAGUAUGUUAAUGAUACAAAAUGUUGAGCAAAGCUCAGUAAAAUGUACAAGGUCUGAGGCACAUUUGCUGGGAGUCAAAACAAAUGCGAAAGCACUUAGACACGCCGCGUGACAAUUGCAACCAAGUUAGUACAUUACACUGGUGGAAUUAAAGUUCAAUUUACUUUGAAUCAUUCCAAAAUUGAUGGAUAGUGUCAAAGAUGCAAAGCAGCAACCUCUGCUGACAUCAUUUAUUAUCUUCCAUGUGAUUGAUUCAGCAGACUUUAACAUACACAUUUUGUGUAUUGAACGCAGGCACAUGCAAUCACUAAGCUGAUCACAUAGGUCAUGAUUAUUUAUCAUAUCUUCAUAGCUGUAAGGGUUUUUGAACAUCAAAUCAGUUCUAGUGACCAAAAACUGGUUAUUUUCCACUCUUGCCAGUAACACAGCUUGCCUGAUGCCAAGGUUAUCUACAAUUCUGCUGGAAUUUGACCAUACCUUGGUCUGUGUAUAUGAAACCUAGUAUAAUAAAAUGAAAGUACAAAAAAGCUUGUAAUCAAUUUAAUAUAUUUAUUUCUUUUUUUUUCUUUUUCACAGUCAUGCUUCACUUUGUUACAUGAUUAAUAAAGGUUACAUUAAUUUAGCUGAAUUAAAAAUAUAUUAUGCAUACAUUCAUGUAGCUUUAAACAAGAAAAACUAUAAUUUUUAGCCAUAAUUUGAGAUUUUACAUCUUGAAAAGUUUGUAGUUUUUAAAUUUUACUGUAAAAUGAAAAGCCUUAUUCUGUGCUUUAAAGAUUUCAAAUCGGGGCGCAAGCCGUAGAUAUGUAGGUAGGUAUAUGACGAUAAAACACGGCUGCGAAUUUUAUCUUCGAUACUAGAAAAGCUCAUACUGGGGCAAUAAGGGUAAUAGUUGACAAAUACAAUGCAUACAGGCAAGUUUUAACCAACUUUUGAAGAAUACGGAAUGGGUUGAUUUUUACCUUAAAUAUUACAAAUACUAAAUGAUGAUGGAACUAAUUGAUAGACAUAGUAUGCAUUUAUCGCAGUGAACACAUUACAGUUACUUACAGCUAUUAUUUCAAAUACAUAGGGGGCGAUUUUUCAAUCUUCAAAUAACUUUUAUCUGAAGACUAAAUUUGAGGAUUGACAGGUGUGAAAUCCGCCAAUACGUCAAAUUCAU
This is a messenger RNA of Maniola jurtina (meadow brown), 2373 nucleotides long. RefSeq lists its product as uncharacterized. Bases 201 to 1133 code for a protein of 310 amino acids. The record is from RefSeq and is a predicted model, not a curated record. The transcript has 4 exons. NCBI's taxonomy places the organism in Eukaryota, Metazoa, Arthropoda, Insecta, Lepidoptera, Nymphalidae.